AUGGCUGCUUGUGUGUUGCAUGGUUGCAUAUAUGGUGCACUGAUGGUAAUUCAGUGCCAUUGCCUAUAUUCAUGCCUUUACAGAGGGAAAUUGAGAGCCAAAUAUAGGUUACCAUCUGAGCCUUGUAAUGACUAUUGCAUUCACUGCUGCUGUGAGCCAUGUGCUCUUUGUCAAGAGCAUGCUGAGCUUAAAAACAGAGGCCUUGACCCCUCCAAAGGUUCUGCACUAAAACCCUCAUACAGUUUUCUUUAUCUCUGA
Molecule: messenger RNA, 258 nt
Organism: Ilex paraguariensis (yerba mate)
Lineage: Eukaryota; Viridiplantae; Streptophyta; Magnoliopsida; Aquifoliales; Aquifoliaceae
Source: the annotation of a GenBank genome assembly